This is a messenger RNA of Juglans microcarpa x Juglans regia, 2805 nucleotides long. RefSeq names its product probable beta-D-xylosidase 6. The transcript has 6 exons. The record is from RefSeq and is a predicted model, not a curated record. Gene Ontology annotation, biological process: xylan catabolic process; arabinan catabolic process. Gene Ontology annotation, molecular function: xylan 1,4-beta-xylosidase activity; alpha-L-arabinofuranosidase activity. NCBI's taxonomy places the organism in Eukaryota, Viridiplantae, Streptophyta, Magnoliopsida, Fagales, Juglandaceae. Gene Ontology annotation, cellular component: plant-type cell wall. Bases 16 to 2379 code for a protein of 787 amino acids.
UUCAGCGGCUGCACAAUGCUCCAAAUAUGGCAAUGGAAGUGGAAAGCAAUAAUUUUUACACUCCUACUUCUCAAGCUCCUCAGUAUCUUUUACCCAAUCUCUGUCUUACCAAUAACAUCCACGACGCUCCCACAAUCCUCAAAUCCCAGGUUUUCCUGUGCCCCACCGCACCACUCUUACCCCUUCUGCAACACCUCCCUCCCCAUCGAAAUCAGAGUUCAAUCCCUCAUAGCCCUUUUGACUCUACAAGAAAAGGUCCAACUCCUAUCCAAUAACGCCUCUGCCAUACCCAGGCUCGGCCUAGCUGCUUAUGAGUGGUGGUCUGAGUCCCUCCAUGGCAUAGCUUCAAACGGUCCUGGUGUCUCUUUCAGUGGCCCAGUUAGAGCCGCGACGGCAUUCCCUCAGGUUUUGCUUUCCGCGGCUUCUUUUAAUAGAAGUUUGUGGUUUUUGGUUGGGCGGGCUGCUGGGGUUGAAGGGAGGGCCAUGCACAAUGAGGGUCAGUCUGGGUUGACUUUUUGGGCGCCGAACAUUAAUAUAUUCAGGGACCCCAGAUGGGGAAGAGGGCAAGAGACGCCGGGCGAGGAUCCGAUGGUGGCGAGUGCUUAUGCCGUUGAAUAUGUGAAGGGGUUGCAAGGGGAGGAUCUGGGUGGUGUGGAUGGUGGGUUCAUGGCAUCUGCUUGUUGCAAGCAUUAUACUGCUUAUGAUUUGGAGAAUUGGGGGAAUUUCAGUAGUUUUAGCUUCAAUGCCAUGGUCUCUAAGCAGGAUAUGGAGGAUACAUACCAGCCGCCAUUUCAGAGCUGCAUUGAAGAAGGCAGAGCCACUUGUUUGAUGUGUUCAUAUAAUGAAGUCAAUGGAAUGCCUUCGUGUGCACAUCGUGAUCUCCUACAGAGAGCUCGCAAGGAAUGGGGCUUCAAAGGAUACAUCACCUCAGACUGUGAUGCUGUUGCUGUAAUUUAUGAAGAUCAUAAAUACACGAAAUCUCCUGAAGAUGCAGUUGCUAAUGUCAUUAAAGCAGGAAUGGAUAUAAAUUGUGGCACGUAUUUGUCACGAUAUACCCAGUUGGCACUUGAGCAAGGGAAGAUUCAGGAGGAGGACAUAAACCGAGCUGUUUCAAAUUUGUUUUCAGUACAACUUCUUCUUGGCCUUUUCAAUGGAGACCCUGCUAAGGGUAACUAUGGGAAUUUGGGAAGAGAAGAUGUAUGUACUCUGGAACACCGGAACUUGGCACUAGAUGCUGCAAGGCAGGGAAUUGUGCUUUUAAAGAAUGAGAAUAAUUUAUUGCCAUUAAAUCGAAUGGCUAUCACCUCCUUGGCCAUUAUUGGGCCUUCAGCAAAUAGUUCCAGCCAAUUGGGUGGUGACUACACAGGUGUGCCGUGUAAUCCAACAAGCCUUUUCGAGGGACUACAACACUGCAUCAAAACUAAUUAUGCUAGUGGUUGUGGUGACACACGAUGCAAUUCCAGUAAGGGGUUUGCAGAAGCUGUUCGAAUUUCCAGAGAAGCUGAUGCAGUAGUUGUGGUUGCUGGGCUUGAUCUGUCCCAAGAAGAUGAAGGGAGUGACAGGGCGAGCCUUCUCCUUCCUGGUAGACAGAUGGAUCUCAUCUCUGCAGUUUCUACUGCAAGCGAAAAGCCUAUUAUUUUGGUUCUACUUGGCGGUGGACCGAUUGAUAUAUCAUUUGCCAAAGUAAACGCACGAAUUGGAAGCAUUCUCUGGAUAGGAUACCCUGGUGAGGCUGGUGGGCAAGCGGUUGCAGAUACCAUCUUUGGAGAGUUCAAUCCAGGUGGACGACUUUCGAUCACUUGGUAUCCUGAAUCAUUUAUCAGUGUGCCAAUGAAUGACAUGAGCUUGCGACCUGACCCUUCACGUGGCUAUCCAGGACGAACUUAUCGGUUCUAUACUGGAGAGGUGGUAUAUGAAUUUGGAUAUGGAUUGAGCUAUUCCAAGUACAGCUACAAAUUCAUGUUGGUGCCGGACAAAGUAGUUUUAUCGACUGAUACCAGCAAGGCUGGUCCUAGUAAAAGAAUGACUAGCCAGACAUUAGAUGGGAUCGAUUAUAUGCCAGUUGAUGAGAUAACAUCCUGCAAUCAUGUAAAAUUUGAAGUGCAGAUCUCAGUCUUCAACCACGGGGAUAUGGAUGGCAGCCAUGUGAUAAUGUUAUUUGGUCGAGCAUCCGCUCCAAUUAGGGGAGCCCCACGGAAAACUUUAAUUGGAUUUACCCGCGUGCACACAAAAUCUUCGAGUGCUGUCCAAUUGAUUAUGGGAAUUGACCCAUGCAAGCAUUUUAGCAUUGUAAAUGAUCAUGGACUAAAGAUAUUACCUUUGGGAACUUACCUUCUUAUGUUGGAAGGGUUGGAGCAUUCGAUAUCUAUUGAAUUGUAACAAGGGACUCAAAACUCUUUUUCAGCCGGUCAGGCGACUUGCAGCCACCAUCUAUUGGGAUGAGCCUUCACACGGCUUAUGAUCAGGACAUGCUUUUCUGUGGAAUUGCUUUCAGUUCAGAGGAGAUGAAUCUGUACUGGUGCAUCAGCUUUCUUCUAUUGAAUGUUCCUUGUACAUCCUCUUUAGCAGCUGACAAGAAGAUGGAGAAAGAAUACUGUAAUCAUUAGAGCGGUUCAGGCAGAAUCCUUGCAUAUCUUUUCCCCAAUUUUCCCAGAGAACACUGCAGCCUUUUAAAUCUUAGUUUCACAAAUUGAGGUUGGUUGUUAUGCUUGUGUUGUAAUUGUGAUCAAUUUGCUUUGUUGUAGGAACUAUAAGAAAGUUGGAGGGUUCAUUUCUAACUUCUUGUUGCAACCGGCAUUAUUUUCG